GUACAAAAGUCAAGCUGCACCGCCCAGGCAGCACAAAAAGUUUGGAAAGUCCUGACAUCCUGAACAUCGCUGAAUGCAGCCACAUGCUUUCCCGUGGAUUAUAAAAAACUGCUUUAUUCAAGAAAGCCACCUUAUCUUAAAAACUGGAAUUGUCUGCUCUUCCUCUGCCACGGUCAUUUGCUGCUCUCCCACUAGACAAGGACACUUCAACCACUGCCCGAGUGUCUUCGCUCCACAGAGACUCAGACUAAUCUUCAACCAUCACCUCAAACACAAAUCUUAGCAGAGAUGGAGGGUCAUGUGUUUGCCCUGCUUCUGUGCAUCACUGCUGCAGCCUCUGCCUCAAGUGAGACAUGUGAUCCAGUUUCGAAUAAUGACCACCCAUGGGACUAUGUGAGUGAGAAAAUUGGCUGUUGGACCAGCUUCAUCAGACAGGACAAGGCAGAGGUCCACAUCCUUAACAUAAAGUUUGACAAGAUGGAGACCAAUAUGUUCUCUCUGGAGAUGACCAAGGACAUGCCCAUGAACCUCAUCCUCACGUCCUCACACACGGCUCACUGUGUACUAAAAAUCAAGACCGGGGUUAACGUUUAUUUACACAGUAACUCCAACAUUGUCAUACACAAUCCACCUGAGAACAUCCGCCGCCAAGACUUCCCCACUCAAGAAGAGGAGCUGGUGAGGUGGGCAACACAGGAGUUUGGGGGUGUGACUUCAUUCACCACAGUCCGAAAUCUGAAAAACAUCUUAUUGACAGGAAUAGAUGGGACCAAACCUGGUACUCAUGACUGCAUACUUAAAAAUGAAGAUCCAUCAGAGAAGCACUUUAUGAAGAUUGAAAAAGGUUCUUUGUUCAAAUCCUGCUCUCCAAAGCCACAGAACCACAGGGAUGAAGCUGAGCUUCACAUCAUAAACAUCCAAGAGAAUGCCAGCAUUCGCAAUGUAUCACUUCGCAUAGACAAGGAGAACACCAAUGUAUUCCUGAGAGGACCUAAUGGGACCAAAUGGAUCUUCAUCAACCCAACUCACACCCGCUUUGGAUCUAACAAUGAAAUCCUGCUGCUGACCACCGGGACACAAAGAGUCGCCCCUCUUUUAACACUGGGUAGUGACAAUGCAAAGGUGGUACAAAAGAAGGCUUUAGAAUAUUUUAAAGUCAGUACUUUCACCAGCUAUACUGAAUUCAGACCAUUGGACUCUAUGAUUUUACUGGUUCUUGGAAAAAAAGAAAACACUGCAGUUACAGACAUUCCCAUUACAACUAAUGCCCCUAAUCAGAUGCCUUUGCUGAUGCAGCUGUACACCUCCCCAGACUACCGUUCUCCCCUAGACCCUAAUACCAAGGUGCAGAGUGACAAGAGAAUUUAUGCAGAGAUUUCAGGGCACACAUAUGGGGAUUUUGUCAUGACCAUCAAGGUGAUUGGCUGCUUUGUGCGCUCCGAAGGCUCAUGCCCGGUUCGGAAAGAGCUGCCCUUCAUACUAGAGGCCUGCUCCUUAAAUUCUUGUCCCAACAGCACCCGACUCAGCUUCUCCUUAGAUCAGCUCCAAGGGCUGACUUCCACUACAUGGGACCUGGAAUGCUCUGUGAAACUUUGCUACAAUGUGAAUUGUGUAGAUGGAGGAAGAGUGAAGAGGAAUCUGGAGGUUACCCAACCACCAACCCCACCAUGCAUUGAUUUUGGCCUACCUGGUGUUCUGGGCAUUGCCUUUGGAGGGUUCUUGAUCGGAGUAUUGCUCAUUGGAGCACUGUGGUUUAUCAAAAUUAAAACAGGGUACCCAACUGGACUGGACAUUAGCUCAACUGCAGCAAAUCUUCCUAGGUGUCCCUGCUCAGGAGCAAAACGACAACCUGUUUCUACCAAUCCUUCCCCUUCUGAGAACAGUAGCGCCAACGCUAGCAUUGGAAGCACCCAGAGCACACCGACCAGCAGCAUGGCAUGAGAUUUCAAUAGUCUCCACCACCAGCAUGGCCACCAUCUCCCUUCAAAGUCACCUAUAUGGGUUUUGUGCUUUUGUUUUCUUUAAUAAUGCUUAAAAAGCAUCUCUCCCUUCCCAGUCCCCUUCAAAUUUUCAUUUAAAGCACAACCCACGUCUUUGACACACCAAGCCUGAAAUGGAUGUGAUCUGGGAGUUUGUAAUGGUGGGUGGGGGUUCGGGGGCACUGGGUGACAGAUAACAGAAGUCUAAUCAAUGGCUUCUGACGCUCAUCUCUGCAGCCUCUCUGUAAAGUCAAGCUCCUAGACAGGAAGUUAAAGAGGGCAAGA
Messenger RNA from Morone saxatilis (striped sea-bass), 2264 nucleotides. RefSeq names its product endoglin (gene eng). Lineage: Eukaryota; Metazoa; Chordata; Actinopteri; Moronidae. The coding region runs from base 289 to 1941 and encodes 550 amino acids. The record is from RefSeq and is a predicted model, not a curated record. The transcript has 14 exons.